Molecule: messenger RNA, 1380 nt
Organism: Mytilinidion resinicola
Lineage: Eukaryota; Fungi; Ascomycota; Dothideomycetes; Mytilinidiales; Mytilinidiaceae
Product: RNA methylase family protein
Exons: 3
Coding region: 1-1380 (459 amino acids)
Cellular component (GO): cytoplasm
Source: RefSeq, a predicted model, not a curated record
AUGCCGCAGUACCUUGUAAGGCUCGCCCAAACCCAUGAGAGCUUUCGCAAGGCUGAGCUGGAGGCUCUUGCCGAGCUAGCCGGCAUAGAUAUCAGAUUCGACUUUUACGACGAAGAUUCUCCUUUCUGCAUUCUCGCUCUCCCUUCCCCAACCGCCGCCGCAAUUCUCAUCCACAGAAGUAUACUUUCCCUCUCUAUCCAUGAACUUUGGGCACAAGGAACCGACUACGCCACUCUCCACGCCUCCAACCAUGCAGCAUCAUCUAUCUUUUGGCCGCAUUACGCCACCUCCUCGUUCCGCUUCACCCUCGACUCCUACCGCGGCUCCCGCUCCACCGCGACCCAACGCACCAUCAUCGACAGCUUCUCCUACAUGCCCUUGAACGGCCGCAUAAAAAUGUCAAACCCAGACCUCUCCCUAACCAUCUUCGAAGACUUUGCCACCGGCAGCCAUGAGCCCCGCGCCCUCUACCUCGGCCGCCUACUCUCGCUAUCCGGCCGCAUCGCAAAAACAACCUACGACCUCAAGAAACGCGCUUACAUUAGUACGACGAGCAUGGAUGCUGAGCUCGCUCUCGUAACCGCCAACGUGGCGCUCGCAGCACCGGGAAAGCUUUUCUAUGACCCUUUUUCUGGGACAGGUGGCUUCAUGGUCGCGGGCGCGCAUUUUGGAGCGAGCGUGUGGGGCAGUGAUAUCGAUGGGCGGAGUAUCCGCGGAAAAGGCGGGAAGGCAAAGAAGGAUGUUGUGAGUAAUAUGGUGCAAUAUGGUCUCACCUCUCGGUAUCUAGACGGCUUCAUUGCGGAUCUGACCAACUCGCCUAUCCGGGGUGCUCGCGGGCCGGGGGAGGACGCGGCGAGGGGCGGGUGGUUGGAUGGGAUCAUGUGUGAUCCACCGUAUGGUGUGAGAGAGGGGUUGAAGGUGCUGGGGUUGAAGAGGGAUCCAGGGGAGAACAGGGAGAGGUUAGCAUGUGUUGAUCGGUAUAUGGAGGAAGGGUACAUACCACCGAAGCGGCCGUAUAGUUUCGAGGCGAUGUUGGAGGAUAUUCUGCAGUUCGCGGCGGUUAUGCUAGUAGUUGGGGGGAGGCUGAGCAUGUGGAUGCCAACGGCGAAUGAGGAGGCAGAAAAUGGGGAGGAGCAAAAAGAGUUGAGUAUACCGAUGCAUCCAGCUUUGGGUCUGGUGAGCGUUUGUGUGCAGCCUUUCAACAAAUGGUCUCGUCGCCUCCUCACAUACCGCCGUCUCUCUCCAGACGAAAUAUCACCAGAAGCCCUCAGCGCCAUGGUAUCCCACAAAAAGCGUGCCCAUGGUAACGGCCAAAAUGCAGACGAUCUGAAUGACUUUCGGAGAAAGUAUUUCCAGGGGUUCAAGGAGCCUGAAACUUAG